GUUUAUACCAUUAUGAUCAUUCAUCCAUCCCAUUAUAUUAGCCCUCUCAUGCACUAGCUAUCUACCCAAUCUUCACGAGAGUCACAAAACCCAGCUUUUGAUUCUCUCCACAAAAAUGCUACCAUUCAACACUACUGAUCAUCUCAAACACAUCUUCACCACUAUUUUUCUUGCCUUUCUGAUCACGGUGGCAGCCAGUAGCGGUGGAAGAAAGGUAGAUAUGGCGAGCGGCGGUGCACCGACGGGCGCAAGUGGUUCAGGUCAUGGUCCAAACUGGGACUACGGCUGGGCAUGGGGUUCAGCACCAGGAAGUGGGUGGGGUUAUGGUUCAGGUUCAGGACAUUCUCCUUCUGGUUUUGGUAGAGGUUAUGGAUUUGGUUUCGGAACCGGGACUGGAUCUGGUUCUGGAUAUGGUUAUGGAUCUGGUAGUGGUGGUGCUCAUGGUGGUGGUUAUGGAAGUGGUUCUGGAAAUUCUGGUGGUGCUCAUGGUGGCGGUGGCGGUGGCGGUUAUGGAAGUGGUUCAGGUGGUGGUGGAGUGAAUGGUGUUGGUAGAGCUACUAACAACAAGAAGUCACCUUCGGAGUCUAAGGGUAAAACCAACCAUGCAUAAGUUUGAGCUAGGUAGUUUGUUAUGUGUGUUUUCUCAUAUAUAGUUAUGAUAUUAAAAUAACUAUAACUACCAAAAAAAACUAUAACUAUAUGAUUGUAGUUUAGUAAGAAAAAAUAUUGUAAUCUAUGUAUGAAUGAUUUGGUGUGUAUGCAUUAUAGCUAACAAAAUUAUGAAGUCUCUAUGUUAUAUGAUAAAUGAAAAUCUUAAAGUGUUUAUGUGUA
Molecule: messenger RNA, 831 nt
Organism: Vicia villosa (hairy vetch)
Lineage: Eukaryota; Viridiplantae; Streptophyta; Magnoliopsida; Fabales; Fabaceae
Product: glycine-rich cell wall structural protein 2-like
Exons: 1
Coding region: 116-610 (164 amino acids)
Source: RefSeq, a predicted model, not a curated record